GAGAUCUUCUUGACGAGGGAAGCGAGGCGACUGAUGAUGAAUACAAAGACUACGCUAAAAGGUUCUUUAACGUGUUUCCUCCUCUCUCUACGGCGGAGAGAAUAUUUACUCCUGGAGAUAAUGAUGUAGGAGGAGAGGGUGGAGAUCUCAUCACUUUGAAGAAACUAGACAGAUUCCGUCAUAAUUUCGGGGCUAAUAAACUCUUCUAUUCACCUUGCUCUUUCCUUGAUGUAUUCCCUGUAAGCAGAUUGACAGAGCAUGGCUCGCUAAACAUAACUUCAAAGAUUGAACAUUUGACGAGGAAAAAAACAGUUGUUGUGAUAAGCCACGUGCCUGUUCUUCCCUUGAAUGGAAGGUUUGCUGAACGAGUAAUGACAGAUUUGAAUCCAGAUAUUAUAUUCUCAGCACAUGAUCAUAGGGGGUCAUUGUUCACUGGAAGUAGGAAGAGCUUAAACCAUGAGAAGAAAAUGGAAUUCUUCUCUGCUAAGAAUGAUAUCACACCAGUCAAAAUACAAACCAGACACAUGAAUUUAGAUGGAACAGUAGAAAUGGCUGAAAACAUGUCGGAAAUUGUUGUUCCUACUUGCUCAUAUAGGAUGGGUGUCCAGGAGAUGGGUGUAGGGUUGGCUGUAUUCUCAAAGUCUGGAGAUCUAGUUUACUCCAAUCUCUGGGUUCCAGCGAGGUUCCCCUUGCUCUACCUCUACCUUGCUUCCGUCCUCUCCAUCUUUAUCCUUAUACUUGUCAGCAAAUGUCUUACUUUUAGAAAAACAAGAAGACGACCGCCACCACCGGGAAUAAAUUAUGGAAACUAUGAACUAUUGAAACUUGCAACUCAUGAAAUAUGAAAACUUUCAUCAGAAACUUAGAAAUUUACAUGAGGACGUAAUCGCCUUCCAUAUUGUCUACAAAAUAAGUAUUUUAUGAUCUAGAACCAUAUCCAAACUUUGUUGAAACUUUCACUACGUAACAAAUUUUGUAACAAACAAAAUAAUAUUAAGUAAACGUUAAAUUUUGACCAUGCAUAUUGCAUAAUUUACAUGUGCACUAUGCAGUCUUAAUUAGUAAAAAUUACACUGUACAAGAUUUAUUGUAGUACAGUACAGUACAGUACAAUACAGUACAGUACAGUAAUGAUUUAUAUGUGAUAUAAAAUGUAUUAUUGUUAGAAUCUCGUAUUUCAGAAAAUGCUCACCAGAGCACCAAUGUUAAGGUUGUGUAAAAUUCUGAAAUUUUCAGA
This is a messenger RNA of Eurytemora carolleeae, 1237 nucleotides long. It is a transcript of the gene Mppe, whose product is annotated as cell division control protein 1. The record is from RefSeq and is a predicted model, not a curated record. Gene Ontology annotation, molecular function: hydrolase activity. Gene Ontology annotation, biological process: GPI anchor biosynthetic process. Lineage: Eukaryota; Metazoa; Arthropoda; Copepoda; Calanoida; Temoridae. Gene Ontology annotation, cellular component: endoplasmic reticulum.